AUGGCCAGCGCAGACUUUGGCGACACCUGCCAGGCCACCAUCAUGCAGAAGCUGCACCGCCGCGAGGGCAACUGGCGCCUGGACCCGCCCCUGCGGCGCGCCUGCAAGGCAGACGCGGAAAAGCUGUGCCCCAACGAGGCGGCCCUCCGCUCCGACGACGGUGCCGUCAAAAAGUGCCUGGCAAAGCGCGCCGGCGACCUGGCGGACGGCUGCCGCCGCGAGCUCGCGCGCAGCCUGCACAUGUCGUUCUUCGUGUGGUGGCCGAAGGGCGCCGUCACCGCGGCCUGCGACGAGGACGUCGCGCGGCUGUGCCUCAUCGGGCACCCGACGCUGCACCAGAUGCCGGGGGCGGUCGGCGCGUGCCUCGCGCGCGCGAUGACCGCGAUCGCGGCGCACGAGGCGCAGGCCGAGGAGGACGUGCCGCUGGCGGACCGAAGCGGCCGGAGGCGGCGGCUGCUCGAUGAUGACGACGACGAUGAUGAGGAUGAUGAUCAUCACAAGGACGAACACAAGGAUGAUAAAAAGGACGAGAGGAAGCAUAAAGAAGACGCCAAGGAGCAGCGGAAGCAGGAGAAGGAGCAGGGGAAAGCAGAGGGGGCCGGCGGCAAGGGGGAAGCUGCAGGGAAGGAUGCAAAGGCCGACAAAGGGGGCGAGGCCAAGCGGGAGCAGCCGCCGCUGCACGUCUCGGACGAGUGCCGCGUGCUGCUCGCCCUCGCCGAGCCGCCGCAGCUGCCCUCGCCGUUCGACGCGGCGGGCGCCGCGGUGCGGGCCGCGGUGCAGCAGCUGGACCGGCUGCAGGGGGCCACGGGGGUGCCGGUUCUGCACAGGGAUGCGCGCGGCACGCCGACGGGGAUCAGCCUUACGGGCUGGAGCGCCGUGGUGGGCAUGGCGGCGCUGGUGAUCGCCGUCCUUGGCGGCGCCGUGCUCGCGCUGCGGCAUCUGCGCGGCGGGAGGCACUCAUACACACUUGUGACAAAGUCCGCGCCGCCGCAAGGCGAGUCGGAGUAG
Monoraphidium neglectum is the source of this 1008-nucleotide messenger RNA. RefSeq lists its product as hypothetical. Gene Ontology annotation, cellular component: membrane. The transcript is spliced from 3 exons. The record is from RefSeq and is a predicted model, not a curated record. Lineage: Eukaryota; Viridiplantae; Chlorophyta; Chlorophyceae; Sphaeropleales; Selenastraceae. The coding region runs from base 1 to 1008 and encodes 335 amino acids.